GGAGGGGGAAGGCGAAUGGAGGCCGUUGGUAUUUCAGAAUCGAAACAAUCGAGGCAGAAAUACACAAGAGAAACCUAAAUAAAAGCCUUUUGCUGUGUAUAUUCCUGAAAGUCGCGAUACGUAUCUGAAAAACACUCACGGCGGUGUUGACAGAGUGUGUGUGAGGCAGUGAUCAUCAGUUCUGAGCGUUUGUUUAUCUAGUGUUUAGAGCUCAGAGGCCCGGAUUCACUCUCUUCACCACCCAGGGAAUAUGAGACAGAUGCCACAAUGACAUCUAGAUUUGGAAAAACCUACAGCCGAAGAGGGGGAGAUGGGACCUCCAAGUUUGACGAGGUGUUGUCCAACAAAAGGGCCACGCUCAGCACCAAAUGGGGUGAAACAACUUACAAAGCCAAGGUGGGAGCAAAGAGGCCUGGUUUGAAGAUCGAGGUGACUGACCGGAACAAGAGGCCCAAGGUCGUGGAAGGUGACUCCUCAGAGGAUCCGUUUGGGUUUGACAGUGAUGAUGAGUCUAGACCGGUCACAUCUCGUAACGUAGCCCAGACCAAGCCUAAGGUGACAUCCAUCGGAGUCUCUCAGGCCAGCCUAACGCUGGAGCCCAACAGCAGGGUGAAUCAGCCGGCCAGUGUGGAGGCCGUGGCCCCCAGCAGGGCCCCUUUCACACUCAGUAGUGAAAGAAGUGCUCACAAAGUGCCAGAGGAUCCUGGGAAAUUCUUUAACACCUCUGCUGCAGGAAAGAUCCCGAGUUGGUCCAUCGAAGGCACAGAACGCCACAGCUAUUCGUGGUACAAAAACCCUUGUGAAAGCGACACGAGAUCUUUAGCCCAGACCACCACGUUGAAGUCUGAAAAAACAGAGGACAAGGAUUCCUAUGAUGCCUGGAGCGCUGUGGUCGGUCUCGGGGCACGCUCCACAUCCCUCUACACCGGCCCUGAAGACCCUCCGUCUACCAUGUGGCCGUCCAGUAGUUACGCUAGAAGCUCUCAGGGGAAAACAUCCACUGAGACUUACUUGGAGAAACUCGACCGGGGAGAUUUUUACGUUCCCGUAGAGCCGUCGGAAAGCGAAGACCACUCUCAGUCUCUGCUCAGGGCGUCUAACUGCAGGACGUAUUGCAGACCCAAUAAAGGCAAGCAGCCUGGUGGAGCAGAUGGCAGUGAAAGCGCCUCUGGUCACAGCUUCGGUGGAGUGGCACAGAACAGCGGGUCUGAUGGUAUCGGAAAAACGGCAGCGAGCAGAGGUCGGACAAGAGACUACACAGUGCUGCACCCAUCUUGUGUUUCCAUGUUUAAUGUCACCUUUCAGGACUCAAUGGACCGCGGGAUGGAGGAAUACACAUCCAGUUCUCCAGCGGCUGACGCAGGGGAUGCUGGAAGAGUGAAGAAGACUGAAAGCAAACCUGUCAGUCGAUCCAGACCCACGCAGAGCAAAGUAAAGGGCAGUAAGCUGGAGCUCUUCGGGUUCGAUGACACAGACCUGCUGGCUGAGGAUGAAGACGAGUCUGCUUCAGGAUGCUCCAAGUACAGGAUCAAAUACUUUGGUUUUGAUGACCUGAGUGAGAGCGACAGUGAAGAGGAGGGUUCCUCUGAAAGGAGGAAGGCUAAGAGAAAAGCUGAGAUGGGUGUAGCAAGGCCAAUGGUUCCGAUGGAGACAAAUGAAGACAGUCUUCAGCCCAUAGAGAUGCAGAUUGCUCAGAGCAGCCACGCAGCAGGUCAGAUUCAUGGCCCUAAACACGUUUUACGCUGUUCAGAUCCUCUGGAGUUCCCUGAAGUCCACUUCCCCUCCAUGUCUGAGACAGUCAGGAAGGCUCAGGUGAAACCUCAGGAGAAAGCCAAGGACAGCAACAGGAAGAUCUUCAGCGGGCCUAAAAAGUCGCCUACUAAAGCUGUGUAUAAUGCAAGACACUGGAACCAGCCAGAAGCGGAAGAACUGCCCUCACCUCCAUCCCGAUCUCAGGCUCCUCCAGCCGCUUCGUCAGGAGCCAGCAAAGAGUCGCACAAGGAUGAUGGGGUGUUCAAAGCCCCGGCCCCUCCUCCCAAAGUCAUCAAGUCCGUCACCAUCCCAACGGAGCCUUACCAGGACAUGGUCACAGCGCUCAAGUGUAGGAAGGAACACAAGGAGUUGUACACCGUCGUCCAGCAUGUUAAGCACUUCAAUGAUGUGGUUGAGUUCGGCGAGAAUCAGGAGUUCACCGACGACUUUGAGUAUCUUGCCACGGGUCUGAAGAGUGGCCAACCCCUUAACACACGCUGCCUUAGUGUUAUUAGUUUGGCCACACGAUGCGCCAUGCCUGGUUUUAGGAUGCACCUGAGGGCUCGUGGGAAAGUGGCUCAGGUCUUUAAAACCAUCAGUGAUGCGCCUCAGCACCCGAAUCUAGCUCUGUGUACGGCCUCGCUGAUGUAUAUUCUCAGCAGAGAUCGCUUGAACAUGGACCUGGAUCGGGCCAGUUUGGAUCUGAUGAUCCGGUUAUUAGAAUUAGAACAGGACAAAUCCACAGGCGAUCAACUUACGGCGAAAGAAAUGAACAAAGUAAAAGAGAAGAUUCGGAAGCUCUGUGAGACCGUCCACAAUAAGCAUCUUGACUUGGAGAACAUCACAUCGGGACAUUUAGCCAUGGAGACGCUGUUGUCGCUGACCUCAAAGAGAGCAGGGGAUUGGUUUAAAGAAGAACUCCGGCUUCUUGGAGGCCUGGAUCACAUUAUAGAUAAAGUGAAAGAGUGUGUGGAGAACCUGAGCCGAGAAGAUGAUAAAGAGAACCUGGUGGCGUCAUUGUGGGGGGCUGAGAGAUGUCUGCGUGUACUAGAAAGUGUAACCGUUCACAAUCCAGAAAACCAGGCCUACUUGAUCGCCUACAAGGACUCUCAACUCAUAGUGUCUUCAGCUAAGGCUUUGAGUCGCUGUGAAGAUAUGAUCCAGAGGUACAGUCGAGAGGUGAACAGAGGUCUGUGCUCAUCCGGAACGCCGUUGCCCUACUGCAGUAACAGUAACGUGGGGAAAGCCGUGGAGGACUGCAUGCGAGCCAUCAUCGGAGUCCUGCUUAAUCUCACACACGACAACGAGUGGGGCAGCACGAAGACGGGCGAGCAGGAGGAUUUCAUCACCACGGCGCUAAACUGUGUGCUCAGGGUCCCACAGUACCUCCCGCAGGAGCAGAGGUUCGACAUCAGAGUCCUGGGUCUGGGCUUGCUCAUUAAUCUGGUGGAGUACAGCGCGAGGAACAGACACUGUCUGGUGGAGCUGCAGAUGGAAAGUGAAGUCUGGGACUCUAUGUGUGUUUCUGACAAAGAUCAACUGCAGACCGAAGGGUCACUCAGUGCCAUUGCUGCUCUAGUGAAGCUUUUCCUCCAGCGAGAACAUGCAGCCAUGUUGGCGGAGACGGAGACUGAUGACUUCAUCAAUGAUGCACCCAAACCCCAGCUGGACAAGAGCGGGGAGUGGAAGGAAACCACUGAGGGGAUCCAAUGGGUAGCUUCAGAAAACCACAGCACAGAUGAUGAGAAGAAGAAGGAAGAGGACGACGAAGAACUAGAUCUCAACAAAGCUCUUCAACAUGCUGGCAAACACAUGGAGGACAGUAUUGUGGCAUCAUACACUGCACUGCUUUUGGGCUGUCUAUGCCAGGGGAGCCCUACGAUUGUGACUACUGUGAGGGAAAACCUGCCGAAAGGGGAUUUUUCAGUCAUGACAGAGAUGCUUAAGAAGUUCCUGAAUUUCAUGAACCUCACAUGUGAUGUGGGCACCACCGGGCAGAAGUCUAUCUCCAGGGUCAUUGAUUAUCUGGAACAGUGCUAGUGUGUUAGUGGAGCUCACACGCACUGACCUCAGCACAUACCUGUCCUGCCCGACACCUGGAGAACAAAACCCAUCGUCACCCGUUCAGAAAGACUGCGGAUCAACGUGUAAAGCACACCACACACUGAACUGUAUUAAAAGAGUCAUUUUGAUUUCAAGUUUGUCAGAAGUUGUUCAUCAUCACAGCAUUGAGUGAUAGACUGUUAUUCUGUCCCUCUCUUGUAAAGUCCAUGUUGUUGCCUUGUAAUUUCCCUUUCUGAGUGGCAGAAAACUGGUACAAGUUGGAUGUCGGUCCAUUGUCUGUAAAUUUCAAAUGAGUGUUCGGCACCGACACGAACUAUUGAAGGGCAAAUCCAAAAUGCCGUUCAAGAUUCUCUUCUCUUUGAAUGCCCUCCUGGUUCAGAACCAUCCACUCGUUUUUUAACCGAUAGCGCCGUGUCAAAGGUCUGCGAAUGAAUAAACCGCGUCUCUUUUCGUUUUGCGCUGGCAGGAAAACAACGAAACGUUUUAAAAAGGUUUUAACUGCCGUAUAACGUAUGGUGCGGAUUUCAUAAUGCUAACGGUAAAUGUGAAGGGGUACUUAAGUACCUGAAUCCCAAACCUUGUGUGACUCAAAAAAGACAUUUUAAGGUUGUACAUUGAAAUCAUGCGUUAUGCCGAAGGUAGAAAGGGCCAGAAGUAUCGUAACAUGACGCGAGUUUAAAUUCUUGACUACGGGACCAUGUCUUUGAAUUAAAGUGCGUUUUAAAAAUCUUGAAGUUGUGGCCAGAUAGUAACUCAUUUCUUAAGCAUGCGGUACUGCUGAGGUUCUGUUAGGGGGAACGUUGCCGCCUCACGAGAGUUUUACAGAAUGACGGUUACCAUCUUGUCACAACGGUUACCAUCUUAUCACAACAAGACCGUUGCGCGGAACACGCAUCAAACUUUCAAAAUUGAAUUUAGCACUUGAUGUCUUAAGCUCUCUGAUCAGGCCAGUACGUUACACAUUUUUGACCCGAACCAUUUUCAUCCUUUCUAUGUUAGUCAGUGUUUUUCUAAGCAUGCUACUGUUUGUUUACAUCCACCGUUAAACGCCCUCAACGAUAAGCUUGGCGGAGACUCUUUUGGUGUCAAACGUUCAGACAGUUUGCUGCCGUUGUCGAAAAGCAUAGACUGAAAUGAACGUUUGCGCAUGCAGCUCCGUUCACGCUGUGGGCAUGAACAUCGAGAUCUUUGUCGAACAUGUUCCUUUGUGUUUCUUGGGGUUGUGUUUGUUCUCACUGUUAAAUCGCUUUGGUUUUCACUCCUGUUACGCAACGCACUGUCGGGUGUUUUCAAGGCCGAGUCUCUGUUGGGUCGUGCCGUUCCGGGCCCGGUCAGGCAGUGUGUGUAUGUGUGAGAGCUCCGGACAGCACAGCUGGACACGAAUGAAGCCACAUGAACUGUAUAUACUCCUGUAAAUAUUGGCUGUUGGAGAACUAGAUAGACUACUUUUUUCUGAACCCUUUUUAUUUUAUACCGCAUUUUUCUCAGUUGUGUUUUUUGAGGUAAGAGUCAUCGAAAAGCCAACUGCAGGAACAUGAAAUUUGUACCAAUUUCAAAAAUAAUGUCUUUGGUUACUUGUAUAUAAUUUUAAUGCAAAUAAAAAUUGCUACUUUCAGUA
Messenger RNA from Triplophysa rosa, 5434 nucleotides. It is a transcript of the gene waplb, whose product is annotated as WAPL cohesin release factor b. Gene Ontology annotation, biological process: regulation of chromosome condensation. The coding region runs from base 268 to 3792 and encodes 1174 amino acids. The transcript has 20 exons. NCBI's taxonomy places the organism in Eukaryota, Metazoa, Chordata, Actinopteri, Cypriniformes, Nemacheilidae. The record is from RefSeq and is a predicted model, not a curated record.